Messenger RNA from Dentiscutata heterogama, 407 nucleotides. NCBI's taxonomy places the organism in Eukaryota, Fungi, Glomeromycota, Glomeromycetes, Diversisporales, Gigasporaceae. The record is from the annotation of a GenBank genome assembly.
CAAGUGAUCUUGAAGAGAUAGAUGGGCACGUCCAGAUAAACCUACAAUCAGGGUUUGAGGAUUUACAAGUCAGGAGUAAAGGAUCUAAAAUCAGUGCGCAAGCUUGUAAUAAACAAGAAAAAUUUCAAAAACAACAAGUGUUGGAGAUCAAGAAAAGUGAAUUGAUUGAUAUGAAAAAUGAAAAUGAGAUCAUUAUAUCAAGAGAUAAGCUAAACAUGUAUUAUUUGUAUAUACCAAUAUCUCUUUCCAUAAAAAAUAAAAAAGAAGAAGAAAUAAUUAGUCUAAAUUCUAGUGUUAGAUCAUUUAUAACAAGAUAUAAUUCUAGUGAGAAUAUUGUAGAGUUUUGUAAUAAUAAUUUCUCUAAAUUAUCAAGACUCUGUAUUCGUCAUGAUAAAUAUCAAAGUUAA